This is a messenger RNA of Lodderomyces jiufengensis, 384 nucleotides long. RefSeq names its product U2 snRNP complex subunit. The coding region runs from base 1 to 384 and encodes 127 amino acids. Gene Ontology annotation, cellular component: catalytic step 2 spliceosome; precatalytic spliceosome; U2 snRNP. Gene Ontology annotation, biological process: mRNA splicing, via spliceosome. Lineage: Eukaryota; Fungi; Ascomycota; Pichiomycetes; Serinales; Debaryomycetaceae. The record is from RefSeq and is a predicted model, not a curated record. The transcript has a single exon.
AUGUCAAGACAUCAAUAUGAUUUAAUUCAAUGUAUGAAACAACCAGGUAAAGAAAUAGGUAAAUUAUGUUCAAAUUGCGAUGGUCAUUGUCCAAUAUGUGAUUCAAUGGUAAAACCAUAUGAAAAAGUUCAUAUAUGUUCACAAUGUUAUCAACAAACCAAUUUAAAUAAUAAGUGUUUAAUAUGUGGUAAUAAUACCAACAAUAGCCAAAAUGAUGGUGGUAAUGGAGAAAAUAUUGAUGCUUAUUAUUGUUUUGAAUGUUGUAAAUUAGAUAAGAAUAGAGAAGGUUGUCCAAGAAUUAUUAAUGUUGGGGGGAAUAAAAUUGAUUAUAUUUAUCUGAAAAAGCAAAAUCAAUCAUCUAGUAAAUCCUUGGAGAAUAUAUGA